Molecule: messenger RNA, 1339 nt
Organism: Mastomys coucha (southern multimammate mouse)
Lineage: Eukaryota; Metazoa; Chordata; Mammalia; Rodentia; Muridae
Gene: Cirsr
Product: corepressor interacting with RBPJ, 1
Exons: 11
Coding region: 128-1339 (403 amino acids)
Biological process (GO): negative regulation of DNA-templated transcription
Cellular component (GO): nucleus
Molecular function (GO): transcription corepressor activity
Source: RefSeq, a predicted model, not a curated record
CGGAAGUAGUCACCCCCGACCUCGGAAGUUCUCUCCCAUGCUCGCCUAACAGUUCCGGUGACUCUCCCGAAGUUUGUUUACGUUCCUGGCCGACGUAGCGGUUGGCUUCUCCAUCUCAGACUUCAAGAUGGGGAAGUCAUUCGCCAAUUUCAUGUGUAAAAAGGACUUCCAUCCUGCGUCCAAAUCCAACAUCAAGAAGGUAUGGAUGGCAGAACAGAAAAUAUCAUAUGAUAAAAAGAAACAAGAAGAAUUAAUGCAACAGUACCUUAAGGAGCAAGAGUCAUAUGAUAACAGAUUGCUUAUGGGAGAUGAGCGGGUAAAGAAUGGCCUGAAUUUCAUGUAUGAGGCCCCACCAGGAGUUAAAAAAGAAAACAAAGAGAAAGAAGAAACAGAAGGAGAGACAGAGUACAAGUUCGAAUGGCAGAAAGGAGCUCCGAGGGAAAAAUAUGCCAAAGAUGACAUGAACAUCAGAGAUCAGCCCUUUGGUAUUCAGGUUCGAAAUGUAAGGUGUAUUAAAUGUCACAAGUGGGGCCAUGUGAACACAGAUCGAGAGUGUCCCUUGUUUGGUCUUUCUGGGAUCAAUGCAAGUUCAGUUCCUACUGAUGGCUCAGGGCCGUCGAUGCACCCCUCGGAGCUAAUAGCGGAGAUGAGAAACAGUGGGUUUGCACUGAAACGAAAUGUACUGGGGAGAAACUUGACCACAAAUGAUCCAUCACAGGACUACGUCGCAAGUGACGGGGAGGAAGACCCUGAAGUAGAGUUCUUGAAGUCGCUCACCACCAAACAGAAGCAGAAGCUUCUCAGGAAAUUGGAUAGACUUGAAAAGAAAAAAAAGAAAAAGAAAAGUGAUAAGAAAAAGAAGAAGCUACAGAAGAGCAAAAAUAAACACAAAAAACGUAAAAACAAAUCUCCUUCCUCUUCCUCCUCUUCCUCCUCCUCUUCCUCCUCCUCCUCCUCCUCCUCCUCGUCUUCUUCGUCUUCCUCCUCGGAGACGUCAGAUAGCAGCAGUGAGAGUGACAACAAAGAAAAGAAAAGAGAGAAAGAGAAUUUCUACUACACGGUUCCUAAGGCCGAAAAGGGGGCGGGUAAUUCACCUUCCUUCCCUUCUCACUUCUCCUCACACUUAGCACCCCAGAGCCACACGGUGGACCUAAUAACUGUAGACAAGUGCGGACUGAGACGCGAUGGUCUGAUUGCAAUAGACCGAACUGCUACCGGCGACGGAAGACGUGGAAAACCUCUGGCCCUUGCGGCUUUCGGGGUGCCAAGGCCUUCGGAGUCGCUCCCAUCUCCACUUGACACACAAAACCCAAAGGGAGCAGAGGCCGAGGGAGCUUGA